Messenger RNA from Nannospalax galili (Upper Galilee mountains blind mole rat), 957 nucleotides. Its product is annotated as olfactory receptor-like protein OLF3. The coding region runs from base 1 to 957 and encodes 318 amino acids. The record is from RefSeq and is a predicted model, not a curated record. Gene Ontology annotation, biological process: G protein-coupled receptor signaling pathway. Gene Ontology annotation, cellular component: membrane. Gene Ontology annotation, molecular function: olfactory receptor activity; G protein-coupled receptor activity. The transcript has a single exon. NCBI's taxonomy places the organism in Eukaryota, Metazoa, Chordata, Mammalia, Rodentia, Spalacidae.
AUGGGAGCAUAUAACCAGACAUGGGUGCCUGAAUUCAUCCUCCUUGGUCUGUCCAGUGACUGGGACACUCAAGUCUCCCUCUUUGUCCUGUUCCUGCUGAUGUACCUGGUGACAGUAUUGGGAAACUUUCUCAUCGUUCUUCUGAUCAGAUUGGACAGCAGACUCCACACCCCUAUGUAUUUCUUUCUCACCAACCUGUCCCUUGUGGAUGUGUCUUAUGCCACAAGCAUAGUCCCCCAGCUGCUGGCUCACCUUCUUGCAGUUCAUAAAGCCAUUCCAUUCCUGAGCUGUGCAGCCCAGUUAUUUUUCUCUCUGGCCUUAGGUGGGAUUGAGUUUGUUUUAUUGGCAAUGAUGGCCUAUGACCGUUAUGUGGCAGUGUGCCACCCCCUGAGGUACUCUGCCAUCAUGCAAGCAGGAUUGUGCAGUAGGAUGGCUAUUGCAUCUUGGGUCGGUGGCUCCAUCAACUCUGUCAUGCAGACUGGCAUCACCUUCCAGCUGCCCAUGUGCACCAACAAGUACAUCGAUCAUAUUUCCUGUGAGCUCCUCGCUGUGGUCAGGCUGGCCUGUGUGGAUACUUCUUCCAAUGAAGUUGCCAUCAUGGUGUCUAGCAUCAUCCUUCUGAUGACCCCCUUCUGCCUGGUUCUCUUGUCCUACGUCCAGAUCAUCUCCACCAUCCUGAAAAUCCAGUCCACAGAGGGAAGGAAGAAAGCCUUCCAUACCUGUGCCUCUCACCUCACCGUGGUGGUCCUGUGUUAUGGCAUGGCCAUUUUUACCUACAUCCAGCCCCACUCCAGUCCCUCUGUCCUUCAGGAGAAGCUGAUUUCUCUCUUCUAUGCCAUCUUAACACCCAUGCUGAACCCUAUGAUCUAUAGUCUAAGGAAUAAGGAGGUGAAGGGGGCUUGGCAGAAACUAUGGAGACAAUUCUCUGGGUUCACAUCAAAAUUGAAAACUAGAUGA